This is a messenger RNA of Cyprinodon tularosa, 2830 nucleotides long. It is a transcript of the gene cerk, whose product is annotated as ceramide kinase. The transcript is spliced from 13 exons. NCBI's taxonomy places the organism in Eukaryota, Metazoa, Chordata, Actinopteri, Cyprinodontiformes, Cyprinodontidae. Gene Ontology annotation, molecular function: kinase activity. Bases 134 to 1774 code for a protein of 546 amino acids. The record is from RefSeq and is a predicted model, not a curated record.
UGACGUCUCUCAGCCUGUAGGUGAGGACGCAGCCGGAGUCGCUAAAAGACAAACAGGCGCUGGACGCGUCUCGUUGCGCAGGUCGUAACAAAGUUGGAAUGAACCUGUUUUUACAAGGACAGCUAGUGACACCAUGGAGAACCAAACCCAGAUCAUUUGCUCUGAGCUUUUUCAGAAGCACAGGAAGGUAGAAGUUGCCCUCUAUCCUGCUCUUCUCACCUGGAAGGAAAUUGAGAAAAGCAGAAAGCGGAGCUCUGGCGCAUCUGAAGCAGAUCAAGGCCAUGAAAUUAAAGUGUGUGAAAUCGUGGCAAUCCACAAAGCAGAAGAUGAAGCUGAAACUCAGACCAGGAAGCAUCCGAAGAGAAUAAAGCAGCAUUCCCAGCAGUAUCCCUAUGCAUUCACAGUUGCUUAUGUGAGGAGAACCCAGCAGCACCUGUGGCGUUGCAGCGAUGUCACCUUCCACUGUGCCGACCAGCAGAUCUGUGACCAGUGGAUCCAAGUUACAAAUGAGCAGCUGUCAUUACUCACCAACCGACCGAAGAACCUCUUGGUGUACAUCAAUCCGUAUGGGGGGAAGCGACGCGGGAAGCACAUUUACGAGCAGAAGGUGGCUCCGGUGUUAAGGCGGGCCGGUAUCUUUACAGAUGUGAUUGUUACAGAGCGGGCUAAUCAUGCCAGAGACCACUUGAAAACAGAGGCCAAUCUAGACGAUUAUGAUGGGGUGGUGUGUGUGGGCGGAGAUGGGAUGUUCAGUGAGAUCCUUCAUGGGCUGGUUACCAGGAUCCAGACUGAUCACAACAUCGACCAGAACCAACCGGAUGCGGAGUUGGUGCCAUGCCCUUUACGUAUAGGCAUCAUUCCUGCAGGGUCUACCGAUUGUAUCUGCUUUGCCACAGUGGGAACAAACGAUCCAGUUACAUCUGCCUUACACAUCAUUGUCGGUGAUUCUCAGCCAAUGGAUGUAUGUUCGGUUCACCACAACGACGUCUUCCUCAAAUACUCUGUUUCUCUGCUUGGGUAUGGUUUCUAUGGCGAUGUUCUAACAGACAGUGAGAGGAAUCGGUGGCUUGGUCCUGCUAGAUACGACCUGUCAGGGUUUAAGACCUUUCUGUGUCACAACCACUACGAAGGCACAGUUUCCUUUUUACCAGCAGAGGACAACGUGGGACAUCCGAGGGACAAGCUGCAGUGUCGAUCUGGGUGCCGCAUCUGUCAACACAAGCACUCAUCAAAAGACGAGCACAAUGAGGUGUCGGAGGAGAAGGAGAAGCCAGCUGAAGAUGGCGAAGGAGACUGGAGUGUGAUCCAUGGUAAGUUCAUUGCCAUCAACUCGGCCAGCAUGAGUUGCGCCUGUCCUCGGAGUCCAAAAGGCCUGUCGCCCUCCGCCCACCUCGCUGAUGGCACCACAGACCUGAUCCUGGUCAGGAAGUGUUCCCGUCUGGACUUCUUCAAGCAUCUUCUUCGACACACCAACAAUGAUGACCAGUUCGACCACUGGUUUGUGGAUGUCCACAGGGUGAGAAAGUUUCGUUUCCAGCCCUGGCACCAUGAGCUUGUCCCUGUAGAAGAUCAGAGCGAGCAUCCAGAGAAUCCAGACCUAAGUCCUACUUCCUCUCUCCAAGAAACCUGUGACUACAGCACAGCCGAGAGCAGCUGGAACUGCGACGGCGAAAUCCUGCAUCACGCUGCCAUUCAAGUCAGUGUCCAGUGUGGACUAAUCAGGCUGUUUGCUCGGGGAAUCGAGGAGCAGCAAGACGCAGAGGGGGCUGUUUGAAGACAUUUUGUCCAGCAUUUUUUCUGAAGACAAGAACUGCAAAGAACAGAGACUUAAAGUUCCUGAAAAAGCACAUCUAAUUUCUAUGUUUCAUUUCCAGAAAAGGGUCAAGAUUGAGACAUUUUGAACCCAAAUGAACGUAGCCCUUAUUCCUGGUUUGAUGAUGUCCUCAAAAAUCAGAACUGUUGUAAUAGCUUUUGGAUUAAGUUGGUAUAAAUGUGAUUCACUCUACCCAGUUAGUGCACUUUUACAACAAAACAAAAACAAAGAUGUGAAAGCUCAAAGCAGGAUGAAACGGAGCUGGACUCAAGCUGCAAUGAAAGAGAACCAAAAAAAAAAAAACAUCCAGCUCCACAUGAAGACAGAAAGAGUGGAACAGAGAUGUGAACAUAAUGAAGAAGGAUCUUUGUGAAGUGAUAAACCAUAGAAAAAUCAAAUGCACUUAUGUGAGCAAUAUUAUUUCCUUUUGGAGGUUUUUCAUGUUCAAGUGAAAGCUUAUAUCUGCCAAAGGCAGCAAUAAAAAGAAUUGAAUACCCUAACAGGACCCUGGUGGCUGCUGGGUGAUGAGGAAAGGGCUCGCUGAAUGACCUGGAGUGUCUCAGCACUGCUGUGCUGCACCUGUGGCUCCGAGGCUUGCUCAGAGAACCACUCACAGUUUAAUUAUCACCUGGGAUCAGCCAAAUUCCUGCAUUGUUAAUGUUAUUACAGACAAUCUUUCCCUCUGAUCCCAAAUCAGCCUCACUUACCUCUCCUAAGUUACAGGUGAAUGCGGUCUUGAACCCAUAGUGGUAAAGUACAAAAGAAUAAACAUAUCAAGCUGUACUUCUGCUUCUUAUAGAGAUUAAUCAUUAUGUAGCUCUACACGCACACACAGUGUAUGUAUGCAAAAGGUGAAAUAUAGUUUCCAGCAUCCCUGCAGGGAUGUGCAAUUAUUGAUGAGUGUGAAUGUGCAGAUGUCAUGAGUGAGCUCUUUCCAAAUUAAACCCAGAGCAAGCAUUUUUUUUAGAUGCCCUCGUUUAAGCCAAGAGCUGUCCGACACCAACUGACUUAGAAAAA